Messenger RNA from Cynara cardunculus var. scolymus (artichoke), 756 nucleotides. RefSeq lists its product as uncharacterized. Lineage: Eukaryota; Viridiplantae; Streptophyta; Magnoliopsida; Asterales; Asteraceae. Bases 118 to 558 code for a protein of 146 amino acids. Gene Ontology annotation, cellular component: Ctf18 RFC-like complex. The record is from RefSeq and is a predicted model, not a curated record. The transcript has 3 exons. Gene Ontology annotation, biological process: mitotic sister chromatid cohesion.
UACCGUAGUACGCAGGGCUUUUUCAGUUUGCCGCCAAAUUUAAUCCCAAAUUGAUGGAUCCAAAACCCUAGAAAACCAGUGAUGUUCGUUUUCUAAUUUACAGAAGCCAAAAUAGACAUGGAAAUCAAAUUGAAGUGCAGCUGCGGUCAACAGAAUUGCCCUGAAUGGGCAAUCAUCGAAUUGCAAGGUGUUGUGGAAGUUCAACCCGCUUUCCAAGAUCGCUUGCAAAAUCUCCAGAUCGGUCUUCUUUGCCGCCCUUCUUCCCAGGAAAAUUAUACCUUUACUGUUGGUUAUCAUGAAUUGAGUGGAUCAAAGAUCCCUCUGAAGAAACCAUUACUGGUGUUGAAGAAGACCAUAAAAUCUGAUAUGGAAAUAGACCAGAACGAUGAUGAUCUUAGUUCAUCAAGGGUGGAAUUGGAAGUUAUUGGUAUCAUUCGUCAGCGGAUCUUGUUCAAGACUAGACCUAAGGCUCUUAUCUCCAAACCACAGCCAACCGUGAAGGAGAAAGUAAGUGCCCCAAUUGUUCCAUUGUCGAAAAGCAGACUUGACGUUACGUGAAGAAUCUUGGACAAAGGUGCAUAUGUGACAUCGUUCAGCCACAGGUCAUGUUUUGAUCAUAUACUAGUUCUAAUAUCUUCAAAUCAACUGAAUCCAAUGUUGCUAUGUUCUUGUAAUCUUCUAUCCUUCUUCUGAAACUGGGUUAUUUUGUCAAUCCUGUUGUUGUGCACUUCAAAUUUGUACCUAUAAAUUUCUCUC